ACCAGAUGCUUCAUAAAUUCUACACUGCCAUGCGGCAGCCAAAUUUGAAAGGGAAAAGCCUCGGAGAGGACACACCACAUCGCUGACCGAAGCUUUGCAACUCGUACCCUUUCAUCCUUCCCGAUUUUGCUGCCAUCUUUUUUUUUUUUUUUUAAUAAAGGGAUACAUGCCGCUACAGCCUAAAGAUAUCAUCAUGCAAUUGACCGGUCCUAGGUAUUCAGAAUCAAUAUACUAUACUUAGUUAUUUCCACUGGAGUACGGACUCGGGGUCUAUAUUUCAACAGUUCAGGGGUGUACGAAUUGAGCUCGGCCAGCCAGUUGCUGCCAUCUUUCAUGCAGUGGAAUGCUGUCAAAGAGAAAAAAGCUGCGAAGAGGACGCCAGAUCGAGGACCAGAAGCUCACAAAUCCUACGCUUUCUCCUCCCUCCUCCAUGAUGUCAUCACCAGAAACAGCCUCGGUCAUCGCUCGCCCCCGUCUCGUCCUUAACAGCGGCAUAGAUGGUGGCGCUUUGACAUCUGAUUCGACCGAUGAAGGAGCUUGGGCCCGUGAAGAUAUCGACGGUUGAGAUUGUUUCUUCGAUGCUCCAGACUGUGGUGGUGGCUGCACGUCGCUGCUCUCAGAUGGCGGUGCUUUGUUGCCGGGUUGUUCGGAUACUGGUNGGCGGUGCUUUGUUGCCGGGUUGUUCGGAUACUGGUGGCGGGCGCUGCGACGGUAGAGAUUGUUUCUUCGAUGCUCCAGACUGUGGUGGUGGCUGGUCGUCGCUGCUCUCAGAUGGCGGUGCUUUGUCGCCGGGUUGUUCGGAUGCUGGCGGCGGGUGCUGCAGUGCUGGAGUAGCCCUCCUUCCAUCAGAUGACGCCGCUUCCGCUGACGAAGAUGAGUUGCAAUCGACUCCGAGGAUCGAAUGCAUCCGCGGAUCUUUCGCUGCCGUUGCUGGACACGUCAGUAUGUUGCCUGCAAGACUGACGGAUGCGUAUUUUGGAAUUGCAUCUGGGAGAAGAAAGCCGGGUAUCUCGCCGGAAAGCCGAUUGCUGCUCAGAUUGAAGAUGAAUGGCAAACUUGCAUCCCAUGAUGGUUGGGACUUGUCAAAUACCCUCAGGUUGCUCAGGCUCUCAGGAAUGAGACCACUGAGCUGAUUGUCCGACAAAUCAAUCUGAACAAGGUGGCUGCAGAGCAAGCAUCAGAUAGGAAAAUGCAACAGAGAAAAUACCAGUCAGAUAAGGCAGAGAUAAAUGCAGGCACCAGUU
This is a messenger RNA of Chara braunii, 1244 nucleotides long. The record is from the annotation of a GenBank genome assembly. Lineage: Eukaryota; Viridiplantae; Streptophyta; Charophyceae; Charales; Characeae.